Brassica rapa (field mustard) is the source of this 684-nucleotide messenger RNA. Its product is annotated as dehydrin Xero 1. Gene Ontology annotation, cellular component: cytosol. The record is from RefSeq and is a predicted model, not a curated record. Gene Ontology annotation, biological process: cold acclimation; response to abscisic acid; response to water deprivation. NCBI's taxonomy places the organism in Eukaryota, Viridiplantae, Streptophyta, Magnoliopsida, Brassicales, Brassicaceae.
UUAUUGAUGAGCUUAUGAAUCUUCAUCGAGGAUAAGACUAUAUCUACUCAAAAGCUAAAACAAGUCGAAGAGGAACAUUAAUGGAGUCUUACCAAAACCAGUCCGGAGCGCAGCAGACUCACCCUCAGCUUGACCAGUACGGGAAUCCAGUCCCAAUAGGCACCGGGGCAUAUGGAGGAGCUCCAGUCAUGGCUGGUCAUCACACAGAAGGUGGUGGUGGUUUGAGCGGAAUGCUUCACCGCUCUGGAAGUAGCUCUAGCUCUAGUUCUAGCUCGGAGGACGAUGGGCUAGGUGGGAGGAGGAAGAAGAAGGGAAUCACGGCGAAGAUAAAAGAGAAGCUGCCAGGUCAUCAUGGGUCCCACCAGACUUCUUCAGCAACCAGCACCAUACCCGUUUAUGAUGCAACCGGCACUGGCGCCGUUCACCACGAGAAGAAAGGCAUCAUGGAGAAGAUCAAAGAAAAGCUUCCCGGCGGUCAUCAUUAGAUUAAUUUUAAUCAAACUUUCUUGCAUGUACUAAAGUGUUGUGUAUCAUGUAAUAAUAUAACGACGUGGCUUUUUAAGUCAGAAUAUACAUAAACAUAAUGACGUGGCUUUGUAAGGCAUAUUUGUGUUACGCGUAUGGUGGUUGCAUGUGAUGUAAUGCAACUGAUAGGGUUAAAUUUCGUGGAAUUGAUAUAAAAUC